This is a messenger RNA of Anastrepha ludens (Mexican fruit fly), 7001 nucleotides long. It is a transcript of the gene obe, whose product is annotated as activating signal cointegrator 1 complex subunit 3. The transcript has 10 exons. Gene Ontology annotation, molecular function: ATP binding; ATP hydrolysis activity; nucleic acid binding. The record is from RefSeq and is a predicted model, not a curated record. NCBI's taxonomy places the organism in Eukaryota, Metazoa, Arthropoda, Insecta, Diptera, Tephritidae. The coding region runs from base 118 to 6639 and encodes 2173 amino acids.
UGAUUUCUGAAUCCAAUUUCUUAUGGGCACGAAAUAGAUAAAAGUAAUAUGAUUAAUUGCUUACAAAAGCAGACAAAAUUCAGAAAAUAACUGAGAUUACCUGAGAUUGAUUGAAGGAUGAAGGAGUUCCCACGCUUUUCUUCAGCGCUGCGUGCGAAUACUGAUUUAGAAGCGAAGUUGCCUCAAACAGGUGCCACACAAAAAUAUCAACGAAAAUUGCAACAACAAGAAAAAUUCGCGGACCGACAAACGUUGAAGCAGGUGCUCGAGCAAUUGCCGGCCGAAACGCAAUCGCAAGCAAAGGCACAUCUGCAGAAGCUACGCGGCCUGGUGCAAGAAUGCAUGGGUUACGAAGAACAGCCACAGGUGGCGGAGCAUGCGGCACUUUUUCUGUUCUGGCUGCUGUUGGAACAGCAUGUCGUGACGGUAGCGUCAAAGAUGCGUGUGCGUACCAUGUUUGGUAGUAUUUUCGAAACAAAGUUCACAAUAAUACUAAAGUGUGUGAACGAUCUGCGUAUACUACUGGAUGAUUACCAAAUUGAGGAUCUAAAGCAGUGGAAUCGCAAAUCAAAUCGAUACGCCUUGGACCAAAAAAGCUGGGGCACUAAUAUACGAGUUCGAUUGAAAGGACCCUUAUUGAGUGACUUACAACAAUUGCAAGAUCUUUCUCCCACUGCGCAAUUGGUAAAAAACGCGGCCAUUAAUUUUUCUAUGCAAUGGACCAAGGAAUCGGAACAACAACACAGUGUAGAGAACGAGAAUGAACUCUCGCAACUACUGGAAUUGUCAGUUACAUCUGGCGAUCCGAAGCUCGUAGCGAAAGUAAACGAGCAGCUUAGCUCAAAGCGCAGCAAUAUCGAAUUGCAAAAUGAACUCAUCGAACUUUUAGGCUUUGAACGGUUUGAUUUAGUAGAGCGAUUACUGGAUCAGCGCUCCACCAUUGCUGCUCAGCUGGAGCAACAUGAAAAGCGUGAACAACGCUUGCAACUUACCAAAUUGGCACAUCAACAACGAACCGCUGGCAGCAAUGAAAUGCGUCCGACAGUUGCCAAAACGGUGGUUGUGCAAUCUGCACUGGAAAAAGAGUUAAGUAAACAAAAUCGGCGGGAAGAGAAGAAACUGCACCGCAUGUUACAAAGUAUGAAUCGCAACAACGAUGACGAUGAUGAGGAUGCCGCACGUGCACUGAACCCGACACAAUUGCGCCUUCAACAACAACGUAAACUGCUCGAAAAUGUGCAACAACAGCCAGUGUUAAAGACUACGCAACGUUUACAAGAAAUGCGCGCAGCCACCAGCUACAGCAGCAACGCAAUACAAUACCCAUAUGUUUUCGAUAGUCAGUUGAUCGCCAAACAGCAUGCCGGUUUUAUAGGCGGCAAUCGUAUAAGCCUACCGGAGCAUGCAGAGCGUGUAGAUAGCAAACAGCAUGAGGAGGUGAAAAUACCAGCUCAGAAGCCACCACCACUUAAUAUUGGUAACAAUCGCAUACAAAUUACCGACCUCGAUGACAUUGGCAAACUGGCAUUUGAAAAUUGCACACAACUUAAUCGUAUACAAUCGGUGGUUUAUCCAGUGGCAUAUCACAGCAACGAGAAUAUGUUGGUGUGUGCUCCCACGGGUGCUGGUAAAACUAAUGUUGCUAUGCUCACAAUGGUGCACACAAUACGUGCACAUCUCGAAGGAGGCGUUAUCAAUCGCGACCAGUUCAAGAUUGUUUAUAUAGCUCCGAUGAAGGCUUUGGCUGCCGAAAUGGUUGAGAAUUUUAGCAAACGUCUAAAAUCGUUGAAUAUUAUUGUUAGAGAGUUGACCGGCGAUAUGCAGCUAUCGAAAACGGAAAUGACACAGACACAAGUGCUGGUGACCACCCCGGAAAAAUGGGAUGUGGUCACUAGGAAAGGCGCUGGUGAUGUGGCACUCAUUAGUCUGGUGAAGUUACUCAUCAUCGAUGAGGUACAUUUGUUGCACGGUGAACGCGGGCCCGUUGUGGAGGCGCUCGUCGCCCGAACACUACGUCUCGUGGAAUCCUCUCAGAGUAUGAUACGUAUUGUGGGACUCUCAGCUACUCUACCUAAUUACAUCGAUGUCGCCCACUUCCUGCGAGUCAAUCCAAUGAAAGGUCUCUUCUAUUUCGACUCACGCUUCCGUCCCGUGCCGUUGGACACCAAUUUUAUUGGCGUAAAGGCGGUAAAACCGCUCCAACAGCUCACCGAUAUGGAUCAGGUUUGCUAUCAAAAGUGCUUGGAAAUGGUGAAGGAAGACCAUCAGGUUAUGGUAUUUGUUCAUGCCCGAAACGCUACCGUGCGCACCGCUACGACCUUGCGUGAAUUGGCGCAGCAGCACAAAACCUCUGCGUUCUUCCAGCCCAACGAGGCAUCUAACAGCUACAGUUUGGCACUGCGAGCCAUACAAAAAAGCCGCAACAAGCAGUUGGUUGAGCUAUUUUCGUGUGGCUUGGGCGUACAUCAUGCGGGUAUGUUGCGUUCCGAUCGUCAGAUGGUAGAAAAGUAUUUUGGCGAAGGUCAUAUUAAAGUGCUGGUUUGUACGGCGACAUUGGCUUGGGGUGUUAAUCUGCCAGCGCAUGCUGUUAUUAUAAAAGGCACUGAUAUUUAUGAUUCGAAGCACGGCUCAUUUAUUGACCUCGGCAUUUUGGAUGUGUUGCAAAUUUUCGGUCGUGCCGGCCGUCCACAGUUCGACAAAAAAGGUGUGGGCACUAUCAUUACCACCCACGAUAAGCUAAAUCACUACCUUUCGUUGCUCACCAAUCAAUUCCCCAUCGAAUCGAAUUUCAUACAAUGUCUCGCCGAUAAUCUAAACGCGGAAAUAACUUUAGGCACCAUUUCUAACGUUGAGGAGGCGAUUGAAUGGCUGAGUUACACGUACCUCUUUGUGCGCAUGCGCAUUAAUCCACAUGUCUAUGGCAUCGAAUAUACUGAUUUACAGAAAGAUCCUUCAUUGGAGGCUAAGCGGCGCGGUCUUAUCAUGUCUGCAGCUUUGAGUUUGGACAAAGCACGCAUGAUCCGCUUCAACCAACGCACAAUGGAUUUCAACAUUACUGACUUGGGACGCACAGCAUCGCAUUUUUAUAUUAAAUAUGACACAGUUGAAAUUUUUAAUGAACUGCUGAAGCCUUUUAUGAAUGAAGCAGAGAUUUUUGCAAUGAUUUCUCAGGCUCAAGAAUUUCAACAACUCAAAGUACGCGACGACGAGUUGGAGGAGUUGGAUGAAUUACGCACGUUCUACUGCAAAGUUAAAGCGGCCGGCGGAAGUGAGAAUGUCAGCGGCAAGGUUAACAUCCUCAUGCAGACAUACCUCUCACACGGCUAUGUCAGAUCCUUCUCACUUGUCUCCGAUAUGGCCUACAUAGUCCAAAAUAUAGUGCGUAUUACGCGCGCUCUCUUUUCCAUCGUGCUUCGGGGCAACAAUGCUAUACUGGCUACACGGCUUCUGCAGAUUUGCAAAAUGUUCGAACGGCAGCAAUGGGAAUUCGAAACUCCGUUACGCCAAUUUACUGCUAUCAACGCUGAAACCAUUGACAAGCUGGAACAGCGAGGCAUCAGCCUCUAUACGCUACGUGAGAUGGAACAAAAUGAAUUAAAGGAUUUAUUGCGCAAUUCACGGUAUGCCGAAUUGGUGUUACGUUCGGCGCGCGAGGUGCCCAUGCUCGAUGUCGAAGCAACGCUGCAGCCCAUAACUCGCACUGUGCUGCGUAUAAAGAUUGACCUUUGGGCCAAUUUCAAUUGGAACGAUCGUGUGCAUGGCAAAGUGAGUGAGCUUUUUUGGCUCUGGAUUGAAGAUCCGGAAUCGAAUUUCAUCUACCAUUCCGAGCAAUUUCAGGCUACUCGCAAGUUUGUGUAUGGUGGUAAACCACAACAACUGGUAAUGACCAUACCACUGAAGGAACCAUUACCACCGCAGUAUUAUGUGCGUAUUGCAAGCGACACUUGGCUGGGCAGCGCCACCUGGACAGCGCUAUCGUUCAAACACCUUGUGUUGCCCGAGCACCAUCCACCACUCACUGAAUUGUUGCCUUUGCAUCCGUUAUCCGUCUCAAGCCUCAAAAAUCCACUAUACGAAUCACUCUACAACUUCACACACUUCAAUCCGAUACAAACGCAAAUCUUUCACUGUCUCUAUCAUACCGACAAUAACGUGCUUCUCGGCGCACCAACUGGCUCUGGCAAAACCAUUGUUGCUGAAAUUGCAAUUUUCCGUGCUUUCAAUAAGCAUCCACGUGGCAAAAUUGUAUACAUUGCACCACUGAAGGCACUGGUUAAGGAGCGUAUUAACGAUUGGAAAAAGCGCUUUGAAGGACCGCCGUUGUGUUGGAAGGUGGUGGAGCUGACCGGUGACACGGCGCCUGACAUGCAGGCUAUACGCGAGAGUAAAGUUAUUGUCACAACACCGGAAAAAUGGGACGGUAUUAGUCGUUCGUGGCAGACUCGCGAAUAUGUACAGGAUGUGGUAUUAAUUGUGAUUGAUGAGAUACAUUUGCUGGGCGAAGAUCGUGGGCCGGUUAUUGAGGUGAUUGUUUCGCGUACGAAUUUUAUCACUUCGCACACCGGACACACCAUACGCGUCGUCGGUUUGUCCACAGCGUUGGCCAAUGCGCAAGACUUGGCCAAUUGGCUGGGCAUUAAAAAGAUGGGAUUGUACAACUUUAAGCCAUCAGUGCGGCCUGUGCCACUACAGGUGCACAUUAAUGGAUUUUCUGGCAAGCACUACUGUCCGCGCAUGGCUACCAUGAAUCGUCCCACAUUCCAGGCUAUUCGCACCUACUCUCCAUGCGAACCGGUCAUCGUUUUCGUCUCGUCACGUCGUCAGACACGUCUGACUGCGCUCGAUUUAAUCACCUUUGUCGCUGGUGAUGAUAACCCGAAACAGUUCCUGCACCUACCCGAACACGAAAUGCAUCAAAUACUGCAACAAAUCAAAGAUUCCAACUUGAAAUUCUGUCUUGCAUUUGGCAUUGGUCUUCAUCACGCUGGCCUGCAAGAACAAGAUCGCAAAACUGUUGAAGAGCUCUUCCUCAAUCGCAAAAUACAAGUACUCAUCGCUACUGCCACAUUGGCUUGGGGUGUGAACUUGCCCGCACAUUUGGUCGUCAUCAAGGGUACUGAGUAUUUCGAUGGCAAAGUGAAGAAAUAUGUAGACAUGCCCAUCACCGAUGUGCUGCAGAUGAUGGGUCGUGCUGGUCGACCACAAUUCGAUAACGAAGGUGUUGCGGUUGUGCUGGUGCACGAUCAAAAAAAGAAUUUCUACAAAAAAUUCCUCUAUGAUCCAUUCCCCGUUGAGUCGAGCUUGUUAGGUGUCUUGGCAGAGCAUAUAAAUGCGGAAAUUGUUUCGGGCACUGUACAAACCAAACAGGCCGCACUAGACUAUCUUACGUGGACAUACUUUUUCCGGCGUCUGCUGCGCAAUCCAACUUACUACAACUUGGAUGGCUUAGAACCGGAGCAACUGAAUUCGUUCCUUUCUUCGUUGAUUGAACGCGUUAUUUACGAAUUGGAAUCGGCUGCUUGCGUGCUGCAACGCGAAGGAAUUCUUAUACCAACGUUCCUUGGACGAAUCGCCUCCUUCUAUUAUCUAUCGCAUCGCACAAUGAAACACUUUCUUGACGAUUUGACAGAUGGUAUGAGUGCAAGUGAAGUGUUAGUGGCCAUCGCCGACUCGUAUGAAUUUGAUCAGCAGCCGGUGCGUCACAAUGAGGAUAAAUACAAUGAGGAACUAGCCGAAUCGUGUCGCUACCGUCCGCCCGCUCCCACCUGGGAAUCACCAUACACAAAGACAUUUUUGCUGCUGCAAGCACAUUUUUCGCGCCUCUCACUGCCAAAUUCAGAUUUUCUAACCGACACGAAAUCCGCGCUGGACAAUGCUACGCGCGUCAUGCAAGCCAUGGUUGAUUAUACCGCCGAACGUGGCUGGCUUACCACGACGCUACGCUUGCAACAACUUAUGCAAAGCGUCAUACAAGCGCGAUGGUUUGAUGAAUCGGAAUUUUUAACACUGCCACAUGUGACCAGCGCCAACGUUUCCGUCUUCUAUAAUAUAGAACACAAUUACGAAUACCUAAAUUUGCCUGCGCUGAAAGAGUUGUGCAAACAGGAUUAUGAGCGCCUAGCUGGACCACUAAGAGAUGUUUUCGACGAGCAAGAAAUCGAGCAAAUUUAUAGGGUCGUGCAAGCUGUGCCAGAAAUAAGCGUGCACAUCUCCGUUCAGGGCAGACAUUACGAGGAUAUGGAAGCAGUGCGUAUGUUGCCCGUAGUGCCGUCGUCAGACAUUUGGACGGAGAUACAUCCAAAUGAGGACUAUGUGCUCAAUGUGGAAAUGAAACGUGUGAAUUGGAAUGCUCGUGGACAACGUGCCCAGCAUGGCAAUCCUAUUGGUAUACAUUGUCCGAAAUAUCCGAAGGGCAAGAAUGAAGCCUGGUUCCUAACACUUGGCUCUCAAGCCAACGGCGAAUUGCUCGCUAUGAAACGUGUGAGUGUGCGCGGUCAACGAGCCACUAAUCACAUUUGCUUCCAAUCAAUGCCACGCCGUGGACGUGUGGUAUUAACGCUGUACCUUAUGUCCGAUUGUCUAAUUGGCAUAGAUCAGCAAUUCGAAUUGCAAUUCGAUAUCAUCGAUGCGAAAUCUUAAAGAUUUAAACGAAUUGGGACACAGUUGAACUCUCGAAUAGUUGAGGAGCGUGCCAGCUGGAGACUGAAACAUUAUUUCGAAGCAAACGCUUUUUAGUUUUCACUAUACCUUUACAAAUAACAAAUAGUUAUAGCGUUACAGUAAGUAAACGCAAACUUUAAAGUACAUCUACGUCUAAAUGUUACUGUAAUGUAUCUAGCUUUAACUAACGAAUAUUAAUGCAAGCGUAAAAUAUGCCUUUUUAAUUUAUAAUUAUCCCCCAUAACUUAUUCAUAAAUAUAUCUUUAUAUUUUUGUAAUUUAACUGAAUUAAAUUCGUACGUGAAGAUGCAAAAAUAAUAUGAAACAGCAAAAAUAAACAAA